AUGCAUUUCAGCACAUCCUCCAUCUACUUCGGUGUCGUCGCCUUGUCCUCGACUUCCGCUGUCCUCGCAGCUGCUCCCUACGGACAGUGCGGUGGUCAGGGCUUCCAGGGCGACUCUACCUGCCCCCAGGGAUGGUCCUGCGUCAAGAGCAACGACUGGUACAGCCAGUGCGUUAGCGGUGGUGGAAACGGCCAGGCACCUCCUGCUGCCACCGGCGUUGCACCGGCACCCGUUGUUCCUUCCGCUGCGCCUGUGCCAUCGAUGAACGCCACCGAGCCCAUCGCUGCCCCUGUUGCUGUUGCCCAGCCUGCUGCCACUGGCUCUGCCGGUGGUGCCAACGGCUCCACCCCCGACGUCGCUGGAAGCGGUGCCAACGGAGCCAAGUGCUCCCUCGACGCUGCCUUCAAGUCGCACGGCAAGAAGUACCUCGGUGUUGCCACCGACCAAGGUGCGCUCGGCAAGGGCAAGAACAAGGAGAUCAUCGUCGACAACUUCGGUCAGGUCACCCCUGAGAACAGCAUGAAGUGGGAUGCCACCGAGGCCACCCAGGGCAAGUUCACCCUCGACGGCGCCAACGCGCUCGUCAGCUUCGCCACCGAGAACAACAAGCUCAUCCGUGGACACACCACCGUCUGGCACUCCCAGCUCCCUACCUGGGUCUCUUCCAUCACCGACAAGACCAAGCUCCAGGAAGUCAUGGUCGCUCACAUCAAGAAGCUCAUGACCACCUACGCCGGCAAGGUCUACGCCUGGGACGUAGUCAACGAGAUCUUCAACGAGGACGGUUCUUUCCGCUCUUCUGUCUUCUACAACGUUCUCGGUGAGGACUUCGUUGCCACCGCUUUCGCUACCGCAAAGGCCGCCGACCCAGAGGCCAAGCUCUACAUCAACGACUACAACCUCGACAGCCCCAGCUACGCCAAGACCAAGGCCAUGGCUAGCAACGUCAAGAAGUGGAUCGCUGCUGGUGUCCCCAUUGACGGUAUCGGUUCCCAGUCUCACUUGUCUGGCAGCUGGCCCAUCUCUGACUACCCUGCUGCUCUCAAGCUCCUCUGUGGCUCUGCUCCCGAGUGCGCCAUGACUGAGCUCGACAUCAAGGGUGGAUCUGCUGCUGACUACAAGACUGCCGUUACUGCCUGCUUGGACGUUGAGAACUGUGUCGGUGUUACCGUCUGGGGUGUCAGCGACACUGAUUCUUGGAUCGGUGCUGCUUCCACUCCUCUUCUCUUCGACGGCAGCUUCAAGGCUAAGGAGAACUACAACGGUCUCUGCACCGCUCUUGCUUAG
This is a messenger RNA of Alternaria incomplexa, 1287 nucleotides long. RefSeq names its product Endo-1,4-beta-xylanase F3 (gene XYNF3). Gene Ontology annotation, biological process: carbohydrate metabolic process. The transcript has a single exon. The coding region runs from base 1 to 1287 and encodes 428 amino acids. Lineage: Eukaryota; Fungi; Ascomycota; Dothideomycetes; Pleosporales; Pleosporaceae. Gene Ontology annotation, molecular function: cellulose binding; hydrolase activity, hydrolyzing O-glycosyl compounds. The record is from RefSeq and is a predicted model, not a curated record. Gene Ontology annotation, cellular component: extracellular region.